UCAAACAUCUCUCUCUUCUGCUAAUUGAAAAAAAAAAUCAAGUAUAUAGUCAACAGUUUCCCUCCGAUUCCUAAAAUCCGAGUCUUGAAUUUGAAUCCCACCGCCCGGUCUCUCUCGAAAAUGCUACUCGUCGUCUUCCGCUUCAGAAACGUUAUCCUUCAAAUCUCCUAACUAUGCGAAUAUCCGGAGAUUUUUAAAUUUUGGUCAAAGUCAUCUGAAGCUGCAGUGUAAAUAGGCGGCUUCUGGGUAGAUCGUGUUUGCAAGAAAUGGGUUGUUUCUUCAGUUGUUUGAGGAUCAAUGAUGGUAGUCAUUCUCAAAUUCACUUAGUUACUGAUUCAGUGUCCGGCAAGCCAAAGCAGGAAAGAGGCAGAUCUCCCAGGUCCUUGAAAAAUCAUCGGCAUACUGAAGCGAAAAUUCAUUCACCAUACAAGGACAAGGAAAAUUCUCUUUCCAGUUUUUUGCAGCAGGGAAAUGAUGAUGAGAUGGAUCUCAAGGCUGAGGCUGGAUCUCUCAAAGCCUUGUUUACAUCAGUUGAGUCUCAAAAUGAAGUUGGGAAAGAACUGUACAAACAUAAAGACUCGUUGCUUGCUACUCCAGAUUCAAAGCCUCCCCUAACUCCUAUCCAAGUUUCUGAAAAGUGGUUGAAACAAACCGAAAGAGGCACACUUGGUAGACAGAUUCCUGGAGUAAAUGCUGACAGUUCAAUUGGUGAAAGUGAGGCUGCCAAGGAAAAUCCCACUGACUUACUCAUCUCUACAGAAGAUACGGUUACAGAUAAAAUCAGUAAAAAUAAAUCCGUGCAUUUCAAAUAUGAAGAUGACACAGGUUCAGUUUCAUCAAGAAUGGAAAACCAAAAAUUUUCAGAUGCUGAAUCUUGUCCAACACCUUUCAAUCUUACUGAUGAGAUGCAAACGCCAGGAACGGCUUUCCCCACAAAUCUGGAUGAAUUUGGAAUGGUGAAGAACCCUAGAAUUAGGUCCCAGUACGUAUACCCAGUCGUCACUUGUGGUAGAGAAGACCAUCAUCAAGUCUCAGAAUUAAGUUCAGAUACAGAGUUAAAGGUGGAGGAAAGCUUGUCUGAUUGGUUUAAGCCACUAUCAACUAAUCCUGGUAAAAGGGAUUAUAUUGGCAUAAGUCAUGGAGAUAGGCCUAUCAUAGGCAUGGUGGCUGCUCACUGGACCACCGAAGAUGAAUCUUGUGAAAUUCCAGCUAAGCCAUGGGAUGGAAAAGGAAUUCCAAAUUCGACUACUAAAUAUAAGGAGGACCAGAAAAUUUAUUAUCAUGCAACACCAUUUGAAGAGAGAUUGGAGAAGGCAUUGUCAGAUGAAACUCUGGUUUCUAGGAAGAAAAUUGUUAAACAGAUGCUACCCGUAAAUUUUGAGGAAAGUGAGGAAAGUGAUACUGCAAUGUCCCAGCUGCAGUCUUCGUCUCGCCAGCCAGUGGCUUCAUUCUAGUUCAAGCAUUUAUUCUCUCUGGUUUUGUUGAAAAUUUGUUAAUAGAUAUAUCUCCUAAAAGAAGUUGUUGCUCCAUGAACAAUGAAAGAGUUUUUCAGAUGCUUUUAUUGGCUUGAUGUAAUGUAUCUUAAAACAUAUUGAUGGACACAAAUUUCCUUUACCUGUCUUCCUCGUGUAACAAAGUUUGCUCUGCUAUCCUAUCGGAAAAAAUCGUAUGCUUUAAGAUA
This is a messenger RNA of Impatiens glandulifera, 1681 nucleotides long. Its product is annotated as protein JASON-like. The transcript has 8 exons. The coding region runs from base 267 to 1454 and encodes 395 amino acids. The record is from RefSeq and is a predicted model, not a curated record. Lineage: Eukaryota; Viridiplantae; Streptophyta; Magnoliopsida; Ericales; Balsaminaceae. Gene Ontology annotation, biological process: male meiosis II.